GGACAGCAGGGGGCGCUCUCUGAAGGACACGCUUCCUGCUCAGGUGGACUUUUAUUUUGAAAGCCGAUUGUCGUCAUCGCAGAGACGUCUCUCUACGUUGUAUGUCGUCGUCGCUGCUCGCCCGUAUGUGGAAAGCAGCAAUGUCGGAGGAGGUUGGGAAGGCGCUACAGUCGGUAGUGGAUCGGGUGAACCAGGCGGCGGUACGGCGGCCCAAGACUCUUCCAGUCGUGCCGCCCCGCCUCGUGGCUGUCAGCAAGACGAAACCUCCAGAGAUGGUUGUGGAGGCGUACAGACAAGGGCAUCGUAACUUUGGAGAAAACUACGUAAAUGAACUGGUGGACAAAGCUUCUGAUCCUCUGAUUUUGGCCUCAUGUCCUGAAAUCAGGUGGCAUUUUAUCGGCCAUCUGCAGAAGAACAAUGUGAACAAACUCCUGGGCGUGCCCAACCUGUUCCUGGUGGAGACGGUGGACUCUGCGAAGCUGGCGGACAGGGUGAACAGCUCGUGGCAGCGUCUCAGAGGAGCCAGCACUCAGAGGUUAAAGGUCAUGGUGCAGCUCAACACCAGCGGAGAACAGAAUAAACACGGGCUACCCCCGGAGGACACGGUGGACACAGUGCAGCACAUCCUGUCUAAGUGCUCCGCUCUGGACUUCUUAGGACUCAUGACCAUCGGUCGCUACGGAUACGACCUCAACCUCGGCCCCAACCCAGACUUUCAGAUGCUGUCGAGUCGGAGGCAGGAGCUGUGUGACAGUCUGAAGCUUCCUCUGGAGCAGGUGGAGCUCAGCAUGGGGAUGUCCACAGACUUCGAACACGCCAUCGAGGUGGGCUCCACCAACGUGCGAGUGGGUAGCGUCAUAUUUGGCAACAGGGACUAUCCCAACAGUGCGACCAACACUCCGGCCCCCAGCCCGGCCCCCAGCCCGGAGAAAACCGGCAAGAGUGUGUCCGAGGAGGCGGCCAAGAAGAUGCAGCACCUGACUGUGUCCAAACCAUAAGGAUCCGCUCGCUCUGAAGUCCUUUAACACUUCACCUGCACACUGGGUAGAGCAGUGGAGCACAUCAUUUCAGCCAUGUGGAGCUAGGAUUGCAAAAGAAUUGUUGCAUAAUUUUAAAGUGUAAUUGCCUAAUCCUCUUCACUUUUUUGUGUGCCCUUGUUGCUCUUUUAAGCAUUAAAAAGCGGCAUUCAGUACGAAUUAGUUGUACCUUUUUAAAAGUUGUGUGUUACUAACCUGUAGUGCUCCGACUUCCUUCCUGCAAUGACACAAACGUAGAAAACACGAUGACAUUUUGAUUUGUUUGGAUUUGUCUUGAUAUUUUCUACCUUCCCAGCCCAGAGGAAGAAUCCCACACGGCACGAUGUACCGUUUUUGUUGUACAGAUGAAACGAAGACUUGAUUUAAUAAAUCAUUUAUCCCUUUAUAAUGACACAUAGUAUUGUGUGUUUCACAUUGUUUCUUAUGGCGUUCCAGCGGUGACAGAUCUCUAUUCUUGAUAUGAACGAGAGGGAACGUGGAGGGAGAGUUUCUGUGGAGUCUUGUGUUUGUGCGUGUUGCAGCUGAGCGAGUGAAUCUAUGCAAAGUGCUGUUUCUGUUUCCAGUGGAUCUCACACUGCAGCUGUACACGCUGUCGCAGGGGAUUCUGUCACAAGGUCGGUGUGUUGUCCUGUCUCCAUGAAAAGUGCUUUUACUGUCAGUGAUCAAACUAAAAGAUGAUUAACGUGUGGUUGCUGUCUUAACUAGCCGUUGUUUGGGGGGGAGGGGUCGAAGAUGAGCAAUAAAUGUUUUUGCUGAACAUUUCUGCCAUUCGCCUUGUAUUUGGCAAAGUGGCUCUAAUAAAACAAAGACAGAAAGUU
Molecule: messenger RNA, 1855 nt
Organism: Eleginops maclovinus (Patagonian blennie)
Lineage: Eukaryota; Metazoa; Chordata; Actinopteri; Perciformes; Eleginopidae
Gene: plpbp
Product: pyridoxal phosphate binding protein
Exons: 8
Coding region: 102-998 (298 amino acids)
Cellular component (GO): intracellular anatomical structure
Molecular function (GO): pyridoxal phosphate binding
Source: RefSeq, a predicted model, not a curated record